Lodderomyces beijingensis is the source of this 1443-nucleotide messenger RNA. Lineage: Eukaryota; Fungi; Ascomycota; Pichiomycetes; Serinales; Debaryomycetaceae. The record is from the annotation of a GenBank genome assembly.
AUGUCGAAAUCAGAAGACGUGCUAGACUUUCUCAACUCGCUUCCUGAAGUUGAAUCCAAGUCGACCGCCGCAGAUGGCACUCAAACCAAGAACGCUAAAGAUGAAAACUUGUUUGAUUUCUUGGACGAAAUAGCACAACACGAGCAGCAGAAACCGAAAAAGAAGCUAGUUCCAAGAAGCGCAUCGGCCAAGCCGGAAGAGUCAUCGGCUUCCGUAUCAUCGGCUUCCGUCGCCACGGUCACCCCUGCUUCUGCUCGCCCAGCCAAAACUACACCACCACCAUCACAACAACAACAACAACCUCAAGCAGGUGAUGACUCCACCGAUCCCACCACAGGCACAUCAUCCUCAACCACAAGUGAAGUCGAAGAGAAAAUAGGCCAUGUACUCCACGUAGCCGAGGAAGAAUUGGGCGCAUUAGAGCUGGAGUUGUCGAACCCCUUAGCGUCAAUCUCGCUGUGGUGGAAUCGUGAAGGUGGCCAGCGAGUCAGCAGCUUAUGGGGCGCCAUCACGUCCAACGCCGAGAAGUUGGGCGAGCAAACUUACCAGUUGGCGUCUCAAACCACAAAUCAGAUCAAUGAGCGAUCACGUAGCUUGGACGGAGAGCAAUUAAGUCAUCGCUUGAACUCGAUGUUUAUCAAUAUUUCCAACCAGAUUAAGCAGGGCUUGAUUGACGAUGUCGAUGAAGUGCUCAAUGUGCUUGUAGUGUCGGACUUGUAUGGGUUUCAAUAUUUGCCGCUGGUUGUCGAGGACAAUUUCCAGCUGGUUAUGGAGCAGGUGCAAGGUAAAAUUCGCGUUAGUGUCAAUGAAUAUAACCGUCAUCAUGAGAAUGAGGCGCGCGGGGACAAAGUGGAGAUGAAUAUGUUUUAUGGCAAGUUAAUUGAUGGUGAGAAGUUGGCUUUGGCGAAUUUGGAGAGCGCAAUCAAGGAAUAUAAGAAGGUUGAAAUUGAACAAGAAAAUGAACAAGAAAAGGGAAAUGGAAAAGGAAAAGAACAUGAAAAUGAAAAGGAAAAUGAAGACAAACUUGAGAAAGAGCAUCAAAAUGGAAAUGGCGAUGGCAGUGAUGAGAUGUUGAAGCUGAAUAUUUUCAUCUCGAUCCAGCCCAUCUCAACAGGAAAACUCAACGAGCCCAGCGAACCCACUUUGCAAUCUGGACCAGCAACCACAGUGAUAGAUACCGCAAAUGCUGAUUCAUUUACAUUCACGGUUAUACUCCAUGAUAUAACAAACGAAAUCUCAAUCACUACCCGCACACAACCUUUCCCACUUCGCUGGGGAUUGUGGCUCGAUGGCGAACCGUUAGUUGCUACAGAUGCAAACGCACAAGUUGACGAUGAAAGCGUUGAUCCAAAGGAAUGGGUGCGCGACUGGAUCCGCCAAGGUAUACAUUUGGGGUUGGGGGUAUUGGCUCAGGAAUACGUCAUCAAGCGGAUGGGUAUUUAA